UCGGCCGCGGCGCGCUCUGCUGACGUAGCUCAAUAGCGCGGGGAAUUUCGAGUGGGAGCGCAGCGCGGGAGGCCAGCGGGCGGCCGACCCCCAGCAUCCUCGGGAGUGACCAUGGACUCCCUGGCCGAGCCUCGGUGGCCGCCGGGCCUGGCAGUCAUGAAGACGGUAGAUGACUUGCUGCGAUGUGGAAUUUGCUUUGAGUAUUUCAACAUUGCAAUGAUGAUCCCCCAGUGCUCACAUAACUAUUGUUCUCUAUGUAUAAGAAAAUUUCUAUCGUAUAAAACUCAGUGUCCAACUUGUUGUGUGACUGUCACAGAGCCAGACCUGAAAAACAACCGUGUGCUAGAUGAACUGGUAAAAAGCUUGCAUUUUGCACGGAGUCAUCUGUUGCAGUCUGCUUUGGAGUCGCCUCCCAUCUCUCCCGUGUCCUCCUCUGCGAAGAAGCUCACCGGCAGAGCCCUCACUCCUGCUGCCGCCAGACAGUCUUCAAAGCAUGGCCGCAGACUGAUAGACAAUUUCUUGAUCAAGGAAGUUGCAAGUUCCACAUCAGAGUUGUUGAUAAACGAAAAGGAAAGCAAAUUGAGCCCUCAGACAGAGGCGGGCCCUUCUGCAGAGCCCAAGGAGACAUGUUUCCCAGAAAAGGUGACUCCUGGCUCCAUGGAGGCCAACGGUCCCGAGACCCCCUCUACAUCCACUUUGAAACAGGUUGCUAAAGUGGAUUGUCCUGUUUGUGGGGUUAACAUUCCAGAGAGUCACAUUAAUAAGCACCUAGACAGCUGUUUGUCCCGUGAAGAGAAGAAGGAAAGCCUCCGAAGUUCUGUCCACAAAAGGAAGCCACUGCCUAAAACUGUGUACAACUUGCUCUCCGAUCGUGACUUGAAGAAAAAGCUGAAACAGCAUGGAUUGUCUACUCAAGGAAGCAAACAACAGCUUAUUAAAAGACACCAAGAAUUUGUUCACAUGUACAAUGCCCAGUGUGAUGCUUUGCACCCUAAAUCAGCUGCAGAAAUAGUUCAAGAACUUGAAAAUAUGGAGAAGACCAGAAUGCGUUUUGAAGCUAGUAAACUCAACGAAAGUGUAAUGGUUUUUACAAAGGACCAGACGGAAGAGGAAAUAGAUGAAAUUCACAGUAAAUAUCGUAAGAAACAUCACAAUGAAUUUCAGCUUCUGGUGGAUCAGGCCAAAAAAGGAUACAAGAAAGCUGCUGGAAUGGCAAAAAGCCAAGUGAGCAGAAGAGAAGAUGAGGCUACAGGAGUUCCAUUGUCUGUGUGCAUGGACGGGGAAAAUGAUGAGAUGAAGUUCUCAGCGAUGACCUCAGUAACAAACCACUUCACUCACUCAAAGCUGGGCUCCCCAGGGAAGUUGGCACCCGAGAGACCAGCUGAUGCUUCUCAUUAUUCUGAUGUGCAGGAAGCGACUAUUCUUUCAUCAGAAUCUGGGUCCUGCAAUAGGCAGCUCAAUUGGAUUUUCUUCAGUAAUUCUGGAAAAUGCGGAUUUCCUGGCGGAGCCCUGCAGUAAUGGCUUCUCAGCCCUCACCCAGCUGACGCUGAGCCUGAAGUUGAGACGUCGGCUGCGGUUGGCUGCGGCUGUGCCGGUGCUGCCAGUGGGGUUCGCCAUGGCUCUUUGCAGCGCCAUCAUCAGUGGUAUUGCAUGUACAAGGGUACUUGGGAAAAAUUUAUGGAAAACAAUUAAAAUGUAAAUUUCUUUUAGUGCAGAAAGCUUCUAAGUUUGUGCAUUGUGUUUUCAUAAUACACAUUUUUCAUGAACUUUUUCAAGACCCUUUGUAUUAGUGUUUCCUUAGUUGGUCAUUUAACUUAUUGUUCACAAAAUAAUGAAGCAAAGCAGCUAUAGUCUGUGAAGAAAAACCCAGACACAGAGCAGCAGGGUGCAGACUUGUCAGAAAGGCAGUACUGGGGCCGGCGCUGGGCACGGUGGGUAAAGCCACCGCCUGCAGCACCAGCAUCCCGUGUAUACACUGGUUUGGGUUCUGACUGCUCCAUUUCCGAUCUAGCUUCCUGCUAAUGACCUGGGAAAGUGGUGGGUGAUGGCCCAAGUCGUUGGGCCCCUGCACCAAAAAAGGAGACCCAGAUAAAGCUCCUUGCUCCUGACUUUGGACCGGCCCAGCUCCAGCUGUUGGAGCCAUUUGGGGAGUAGACCAUCGGAUAGAAGAUUUCUCUCUGUCUCUCCCUCUCUCUCUAACUCUGCCUUUCAAAUAAAUAAAUAAAUCUUAAAAGGAAAGAAAGAAAGGCAGUAUUCACCAGGACCUGAGUGACCACAGCUCUAUAUUCUUUUGAGAAACAACCGGGUGCGGUCCAGGGCAGGAAAGAAAGACCUCCACAAGUGUACGAAGAGACGCUGCACUGUGUAAUGAGCCAUGGGCGAUGAUUGCCCGUUUGCUACGUGACUGCUGAAGGCAGGGGAAGCAGCCAGAUCUCUCAGAUUCAGGGGAAGGAAUUCUGGAACAGGCAGGCAGCAUGAGUCACUCGUGGGCGGCCGAGGACUGUUGCUAAGAUAGCAGAUGUUAGCUUGUCAGACGUAGCAAAACUGCUUAUGCUCCAGCCGCAUGCGGUGAGUUGCAGACAAUGGAGUUGGAAUUACAGAAUGGAUGACAUCACUCCAGUGACGUCCCUGAGGCAGCAGCUGAGACUCUGCCCCCCGUGCUGCGGCGGUGGUGCAGGGGAACGGGCUGUCGGGGCACACCCAGAACAGGCGGACGAGCAGCCACAGCCUGUGUCUGAGACCUUUUAGGAGCACUCCAAGGGGAUUGGUUAGAUUGUUUAUGGAGUCGCACGGCGAUGCUAGAAGAGGAGAACAUAUGCAGGAGCUCUGAGGAGCUGUCUGUCCGUGUAAAUUAAAGAUUCUCACUGGGAAGGAAGGAGUGUGCAGUGCCUCAAUUGACUUUCAGUUUUUCUUAGUGACAUGAAAUAAUGUUUCAUCUUGCAGUCCAUGUUGUCUUAGAUAUUGCCUCAGAUUUUCUGAAUAUGAGUAAUGUCCCUGUUUUACUGUAAACAUCGUUUUAUCAUCCAUUUAGAGACUCAGAAAUGGAGCAUAUAUUACUGAUUAGUGGAAGCCUGACAGAGGCUGGCGCAAGUACAGUGAUCGUUGCUUAGUGCCAGCCUUAUUGGCGGCCCGUGUUGCGGUGCAGCGGGUUAAGCCUCCAUUUGUGGUGCUGACGACCCAUCUGGCUGCUCCGGUUCCGGUCCGGCUCCCUGCUAAUGCAGCUGCCACAGCAGAAAGUGGCCCAGGUUCUUGGGACCUUGCACUGACGUGGGAGACCUGGAUGGGGCUCCAGCCUGGCCUAGUCCUGGCUAUUGGGCCGUUUGGGGAGUGGACCAGUGGAUGGACUUUCUCUGUCUCUGUCUCUCUCUCUUGAAAAACAACCAGGUACCCUCCAGGGCAGGAAAGGAAGACCUCCACAAGUGUACGAAGAGACGCUGCACUGUGCAAUGAGCCAUGGGCGAUGACUGCCCGUUUGCUACGUGACUGCUGAAGGCAGGGGAAGCAGCCAGAUCUCUCAGACUCAGGGGAAGGAAUUCUGGAACUGUCAGGCAGCGUGAGUCACUCAAGAGAGAGAGAGAGAGUCAGAGAGAGUGAGGUCUUCCAUCUGCUGGUUCACUCCCCAGUUGGCCACAACGGCCAAGCUGCACCAAUCCAAAGCCAGGAGCCAGGAGCCAGGAACCUCCUCUGAGUCUCCCACGUGGGUGCAGGCGCCCAAGCACUUGGGCCAUCUUCCACUGCCCUCCCAGGUCACAGCAGAGCGCUGGAUCAGAAGUGGAGCAGCCAAGACCUGAACCAGGGCCCACAUGGGAUGCUGGCACUGCAGGCAGUUUUACCUGCUACGCCACAGCACGGGCCCUUCGUUUUGUUUUUAAAAGGGGUUUAUUUGAUAGGCAGAGUUAGAGAGAGCGCUUCCAUCUGCUGGUUCACUUGCUAAAUGGUUUAAGUGGCCAGGACUGGGCCAGGCCAAAGCCUGGAAUUCCAUCCAGAUCUCCCACAUGAGUGCAGGGGCCUAAAGACGUAUGUUGCUUUCCCAGGAGCAUGAGCAGGGAGCUGGAUCGGAAGUAGAGCUGCCGGGACUUGAAAUGACAGUCAUGUGAGAUGAUGGUGUCACAGACACAGGCUUAUUCACCUGUGCCACAACACUGGCACAGUUUUUUGUUAAAAAAAAUUUAGGUUAAAAAAAUAAAAUUCUAUAGUUUUAUCAGCCAAAAGUAUCUUAGUGUUAACACUUUAAUAAAUAUAUCUUUCCAAAGACAGAUGUGUGGAUAAUUAAGAUGAACACCUUUUAAACAGUUUGAUGAUACAGUUUUUGUCAUUUUUCAAACAUUUUUCUGGGGCAAGCGCUGUGGCAUAGAGGGUAAAGCUGCCGUCUUCAGUGCUGGCUUCCUGUAUGGGCACCAGUUCGUGUCCCAGCCGUUCCACUUAUGACCCAGUUCCCGCUGGUGUGCCUUGGAAAGCAGCAGAGGAUUGCUCAAGCCCCUCACCCGAGUGGGAGACCCAGAGGAAGCUCCUGGCUGUGGCCUGCCCCAACCCCAGCUGUUGCCGCCAUCUGGGGAGUGGGCCAGCGGAUGGAAGAUCUCUUUCUAUCUACUUCUCUAUAACUCUACUUUUCAAAUAAAUAAAAAUAAAAUCAUUUUAAAAACAAUGAAAUGCUUUUCUUCCCUUUUUUUCUUUUUUAAACAUAUUUAUUUAGUUGAAAGUCAGAGUUAGAGAGAGAGAGGGAGAAACAGAGAAAUCUUCCAGCUGUUGGUUUGCUUCCUACAUAGCCACAACAGCCAGGGCUGGGCCAGGCUGAAGCCAGGAGCCAGGAGCUUCAUGUGGGCCAUUUCUGUUGAUUUUCCCAGCUCAUUAGCAGGGAGCUGGUGGAGAAGUAGAGCAACUGCAAUUCGAACCAUUUGGGAUGCUGGCAUCGCAGGCAGUGGGUAAAGCCACAGCUUUACCUGCUGUGCCACAGCACCAGCUCCAAAAUGCUUUUCUUUGUAAGAGAAAAGACAAGGUAUUUUAGGUCUAACGUAAGUGCACAUAUAUCGUGAAUUGUUUCUGAAUCAUAUAGUUAUGACAUAAUGCAGAAUAUAGAUCUUAAUAUUAUGCUAUUGGAUAAAGGCUUUUUUUUUUCCUCAAAACAGUAUUCAAACUUACGUGAUUUGGCAGAUUGGGAGCUAAGAAUAAUCUUGUCUUGAGAUGCAGUAGAUCUAUCCAAUCCAGAUAUUUUGGUGAAGAAUUUUGUUGCUUACUUAAUUCCUAAUUAAUACUCCCUUUAGAAUUUGAAGUAUUAGUUUUAUAUCGAUCUAAGCUAGCCUGAAGACAGAUGAUAAACACGUUGAUAAGAAUUUUGGAUUUCUGUGCAGCUUCUUGCUGGAUGACUUCCGGGAAUUCAAAAGACUUGGCCAAGUUUCUGUGAAUUAACUUAUUGUUCUUCCUAGUCAGGCAGAGAGGGCUUUUGUUCCCGUGUUUGGCACGCAGGAGACGCUGCAUUCUUGUCGAGGGCUGCGUGGGAAGAGGAGGUGCUGCUGGUUGCAGCCCUGGAGGGGAAGCUCUGCCCUUACGCAGGGAAGGAUGCGGCCACGCUGGUCCUGGGCACAGCCUCCAGGUCGGCAUGCUGUGUCUUGGCAAAGGAUGCUGGAGAGAGGCAGGGUCUUUGGGCACAGCUGGAAUAUGGAAAUGCUCUCUAGAUGAGAUGAUGUUGCCACAUACUCAGUUUCCUGGUUUUGAAAGUCGUAUCCUGGUGAUGUGAGUGGCUGUGGCGGAGGGUGAGAGGGAUGUGAUGGCUGCCCCUUCCUGUUGGUGGUUAAAGAAGUGACAUGUUUUACAUACAGGUUAUGACACGCACAGAGGACAGGAGAAAGCACAUGCAGCGGAAUGUUGGCAAAAUCUGGGUGUUGCAAAUGUUGCAAAAUCUGGGUGACGGGGCCAUUUAUUUGUUUUUGUAAACUACAAAAUUGAAAUUUUAAAAAUUUUAAAAAUUUAAAAAUUUUAAAAAUUUCUGAAAAGCCUAUUCAUAAUGAAAGUUGCUGGCAUGUAUUGUAAGAAAGAGAAAUAGCUGGCUUCCUGCGUAUUAGAGAGUUUCUAAAAGGAAAGAUUUAUACUUGCCAUUUAUUGACCAAAAUAAAUAAAUAAAUAAAUAAAUAAAUAAAUAAAUAAAAGCAGUAACUGAAGAUCUCCAUGGCAUGGUGAAUGGUGAAUGGGGUUGCCGUUCAUUCACAGCCAACUGAACAUGGCUUUCUGUUAGCCCUGGUAUGAGGAAUGCGCUAACAAGUGGGCACCGUGACUUCUGUACUCGUGAAAUCCGCUGAUCUCAGCGCUUUGUGACUGGAUUUGCAGUCCUGCCUGGAGGGCUUUCCCAUAGAUGAGGGCUGGCUACAAAUGCACCUGGGUCCGCUCAGGCGUGAAGGAGCACAUUUUAACUUCUCACGAGUCCUGGAGAAAGCAGUCACUGCGUCUCAGAUACUAAAUGAGUAGCCCCCUCUCUGUGGAGGAAAUCCCACACAGACAGGAGGCACAGAGCACCCAGCAGUUUGACAGACAGGCUAACCGUUGGCCAUGUGUCUGCUAGAUUCUGCUACACCUUUCUUUCACCUUUCUGUCAUUUUGAAAGCCCUACUCAAAAUUACUAAGGGUUGGAGAGAGAAGCAAGAACAAAGCCUGUGAAGAGAUCUUUUCUUGUUUUUAAUAUUUUAGAUUGAUUUGGGAGGCAGAGAGCGAGCACGAGCGCCCGUCUGCUGGCUAACCAUCCAUAUGCCCACAACAGCUGGAGCUGGCUGGGGUCGAAGCUGGGAACCGGUGCAGUCUGGGGCUGUCGUGUGGUGGUAGCCCGAACCCAAGUACUUGAGCUGACUCCACCAACCCCCAGGGUCUUCAUUAUAGGAAGCUGGAGUCAGGAGUCGGAGCCAGGAAUUGAACACAGGAGCUCUGAUGUGGGAUGUGAACAUUGUAACCUCUAGUCCAAAUGUCGGUUCCCUGAAGAAAUCUUGAUUACUGGUUUUUUUUUUGUUUUUUUUUUGUUUUUUUUGUU
This is a messenger RNA of Oryctolagus cuniculus (rabbit), 7012 nucleotides long. RefSeq names its product RAD18 E3 ubiquitin protein ligase (gene RAD18). Gene Ontology annotation, biological process: DNA damage tolerance; protein monoubiquitination. Gene Ontology annotation, molecular function: single-stranded DNA binding; ubiquitin protein ligase activity. NCBI's taxonomy places the organism in Eukaryota, Metazoa, Chordata, Mammalia, Lagomorpha, Leporidae. The record is from RefSeq and is a predicted model, not a curated record. Gene Ontology annotation, cellular component: Rad6-Rad18 complex; nucleus.